Messenger RNA from Onychomys torridus (southern grasshopper mouse), 2660 nucleotides. It is a transcript of the gene Lmx1a, whose product is annotated as LIM homeobox transcription factor 1 alpha. NCBI's taxonomy places the organism in Eukaryota, Metazoa, Chordata, Mammalia, Rodentia, Cricetidae. Gene Ontology annotation, biological process: regulation of transcription by RNA polymerase II; neuron differentiation. Bases 381 to 1529 code for a protein of 382 amino acids. Gene Ontology annotation, molecular function: DNA-binding transcription factor activity, RNA polymerase II-specific; RNA polymerase II transcription regulatory region sequence-specific DNA binding. The record is from RefSeq and is a predicted model, not a curated record. The transcript is spliced from 9 exons. Gene Ontology annotation, cellular component: nucleus.
CGCCGGAGCCGCUACGGAGAAGCAGGGCCGACUUUGCACCCAGGACCCAGGGCCUCGGAUUUCUCCGCCGGCCUUGGAGAAGCAGCCCGGCCUCCCCUCCCCGGCUGCAGAGCGGCGCGGGCUUGGCGGGACGUCCCGAGAAGGUCGGCGGCUUGUGGCCACGGCCCGGCCCGGCUCCGGCACGCCGAGGAGCAGAACCGGGGGCCGGCGUUCGCUCCCGCUCUGUCCCGGGCGCGCCGGAGUCGGGGCGGCUGCUCCGGCUGCAGCCUCGGGGACGCAGCCUUCCUCCGUCCAAGCUGCCCGCGCCUCUGGACCACUUCGCGCCGCUCCGGACGCUGGGGGCGAGCUUGCCCAUCAGGUCCUCCAGGCUCAGCCCGAACAUGUUGGACGGCCUGAAGAUGGAGGAGAACUUUCAAAGUGCGAUUGAGACUUCAGCCUCCUUUUCCUCUUUGCUGGGCAGAGCGGUGAGCCCCAAGUCUGUCUGCGAAGGCUGUCAGCGGGUCAUCUCGGACAGGUUUCUGCUGCGGCUCAACGACGGCUUCUGGCAUGAGCAGUGCGUGCAGUGCGCCUCCUGCAAAGAGCCCCUGGAGACCACCUGCUUCUACCGGGACAAGAAGCUUUACUGCAAGUACCACUAUGAGAAACUGUUUGCGGUCAAAUGUGGGGGCUGCUUCGAAGCCAUUGCCCCCAAUGAGUUUGUCAUGCGCGCCCAGAAGAGCGUGUACCACCUGAGCUGCUUCUGCUGCUGCGUCUGCGAGCGACAACUGCAGAAGGGUGACGAGUUUGUCCUGAAGGAGGGCCAGCUGCUCUGCAAAGGGGACUAUGAGAAGGAACGGGAGCUGCUGAGCCUGGUGAGCCCAGCAGCCUCGGACUCAGGCAAAAGUGAUGAUGAAGAGAAUCUCUGCAAGUCAGCCCAUGGGGCAGGGAAAGGUGCUUCAGAGGACGGCAAGGACCAUAAGAGACCCAAACGUCCCAGAACCAUCUUGACGACCCAGCAGAGGAGAGCAUUCAAGGCCUCAUUUGAAGUAUCCUCCAAGCCCUGCAGAAAGGUGAGGGAGACUCUGGCUGCUGAGACAGGGCUGAGCGUCCGUGUGGUUCAGGUGUGGUUCCAGAACCAGAGAGCCAAGAUGAAGAAGCUGGCCCGGCGGCAGCAGCAACAGCAACAGGAUCAGCAGAACACUCAGAGGCUGAGUUCUGCUCAGACAAAUGGUGGUGGGAGCGCUGGAAUGGAAGGGAUCAUGAACCCCUACACAGCUAUACCCACCCCACAGCAGCUACUGGCCAUUGAACAGAGUGUCUACAAUGCUGACCCAUUCCGACAGGGUCUCACUCCACCCCAGAUGCCUGGAGAUCACAUGCACCCCUACGGUGCUGAACCUCUUUUCCAUGACCUGGAUAGUGAUGACACUUCUCUCAGUAACCUGGGAGACUGCUUCCUAGCAACAUCAGAAGCAGGACCUCUGCAGUCCAGAGUGGGAAACCCCAUUGACCAUCUGUACUCCAUGCAGAAUUCCUAUUUCACCUCUUGAGUCUUGUAAAAUUUUGUGGCUGGGCUCCCAUAUGGAACAACCAUACUGUGUGAGGGUUUGCUGACUUUAGGAUGGGGAGGCCAGAGAAGAGGUGGGCUGGGGAGGGAGGUUUGUUGGGGAUGCUGUUGUAUAAUGAUAUGGUGUAGCUCAGCAUUUCCAAAGACUGGAUACAUUAUGGAUCGCAUAGUUUAAUGUUUCUAAUAAGAAUCUUAGUGUUAGAUAUGAAGAUGUGUUUAUCAUUAAGGACAGGGACUUUUAAUAUAGACAUUCUCAAGCAAGCUAGAUACCUAGGGACUCCUAACAGCUUCCCACCAUUGUGGAGAAGUGCUUGUCAAGAGGUGCCGUAUGUCUAUUCAUCCAUACACCAAUAGACAGACAGAUAGAUGUGAGUGUGUGUGAGUGUGUAACCUUUCAUACUUUAUCAUCAAAGUUUAUCCCUAAUUAUAACAGACACCAACUGUACAGCAAAAGUAACUUUAUUUUCAGUGUGAACUGUAUUUAAGGAAAUACUUGAUGCACUUAAGUUAUAAAAUGAGAUAAUUUACUUUUAUAAACUUUAUUUUUAGUUUGGAGAGACUCAUCGGCAGGGCAGAGAGGGCUGCUCCACCUGGCCCCAUAGCUUUGAGUGCUUGAGUUUGUUCUCUUCUCAGAGCAUCAUUGAGGUCUAGAAAACAACUCCAAAGGGCUGGCAGCAUUCUGUCGUGGGCUCUUGCUCACUCUGGUGUUGAGUCACUGGGCCUGGGUGGAACAGAGCAAGCCCUGAACGUGAUUUUAGGCUUCUUAGCACGUGGUUAUUGGGCAGCAUCAACAAGGUUGUUUCUACCCCCAAGACUCAUCCUCAAUGAGUGUGGAUGAGGUUGAUUGCCAUACCUACCUCCCUCUCUAUGAGUGUGGAUGAGGUUGAUGCCACACCUACCUCCCGGGGACACUGAAGCUCCACCCAGGACAUGAGACUUAAAUCUGAUAUGGCUUAAAAUAUAGCCAGAUCAUGCACCUGAUGAUAGAGGACACCUGGGACCACAGAGCAGGAAGUCCUUGUACCCCAAAUCCUACCCCCCUGCAUAGCCCGCAUGGCAGAGACACAGCUUGAAAGGGUAGGACAGAGCUCCAUCGGAGAAGGUGGAAGAAGUU